Messenger RNA from Podarcis lilfordi (Lilford's wall lizard), 3970 nucleotides. NCBI's taxonomy places the organism in Eukaryota, Metazoa, Chordata, Lepidosauria, Squamata, Lacertidae. The record is from the annotation of a GenBank genome assembly.
AUGCAGCGCCUCGGGGACACGCGCUUCGUGGGACUUCCAGAGGCCGGGACCCUCGGGCGCGCCAGCUGUUCUCAGGUACCCGCUUCGCUCCUCCUCCUCCCCUGCCUCCUGCCAUUUGCCCCGCCGGAGUUUCCUCGGCUUUCCAGACCCAGAUCCUCUGCAGGUUGAGGAGGAAAGGGACCGAGCCGCGGCGCUCUGACGGGUCACUUGCCGCGAAUGCCCCGCUUGACCCCGGUGGCGUGCCUUUAUUUUGACGCGAGCGAAAGUUAAAAACGGGCGGUAGAGAGAAGGGCUCCUGCCACCUGAGGCGAAAAUUAACACACAUGAACCCGGGAAAGUCUCGGCUCAGCAGCCCAGGCGCCUUUUUCAUAUUCUCGCGCUUGGAGGGACGGCGUCUUCUUCGAACCUCGCUGCUGGUCUCACUCGCCCCUGACGCGCAGCGAAAGAUGCUUCUGCCUUUCGUCUCUUGCAUUUAUUAACUCCGCAAUAGGCUUCUGAAGCUGGGCUUGUUUAAGUUAGACUCCCCAUAACUUUCCCCCUUUCCUGUAAGGCUAUUUAACCCCACGAAUAUUCUGCCUUUCAUAUUUACAAGCGAAAGUUACAAAUAACUAUGGGUGUGUGCCAGCCAGCCAGCCAGCCAGCCAUGCACGCCCUCUUCCAGCACACUCCCUUCCGCCCCAUUCUUCCAUUCUUUCUCCCGCCCGUUUUUCUCUGUACUUUAAAACAGUCAGCCAGCACUGAAGGUAAUAUAAUGGUGGGGGGCGGCAGUGCCUAAUGGUAAUGCCGGCUAAGUUUAGCAUGAAACAGCUGGAACUGGUGGUGAGGAAAGGCAGUCAAAGGCAAAAGGUAAAUAGCAGCCUGUCUUCCCAUCCCAUUGGCCAGUGACUUCUCCGCCUCUAGCAGUCAGAGGUGUACCUAGGGUCCCUUGCACUCUUGGCAAAGAGCGGCAUUGUUGCCCCCCCCCCCAAUCAGUUUAUUGCAAUAGCCACAUUAGAAAUUAUAUUUUACAGGACCCAAAUACUCAAAAGCGUCUGGAGUGAGGGCAAGGUGAGAAGGAAGGGCAGAAAAAUUCACACGCCUUUGUGCCGUUUGAUGUCGCCGCAGCAGAGGCAGCAUGUCAUCAUACACAUAAAUAUCAUACAUUCCAUAGUCUGAUAGUUGAUUUUUGGUGGUGGUGGGGAAGCAGUUUCGCCAACUCCUCGGUACACCUCUGCUAGAAGUGCAUCCUCUUCUGAGCUUUGCUGCUUUGCAGGGGCAAGGGGACUGGGUGGGUAGUGUAUAAGCAGGAGAAGGUGGUGGCUCUCUUGUCCACCCUACCUGGGCCUGUGUGCUAGCUGUUAAGCACAAGUGGCCCUCUCAUGUCUGUUUGCUCUUUGUGGGCAGUGCACUGUAGCAGAGUGCUGGCCACAGAAGGAGCAGCCACUUCUCCUCACUCAAUCACUUGCACUCUGGAUAUAGUGGGGUUGUGACAGGGCCCAAUGAAUUUAUGCAACGUAAAACAUUUGAAAGUCCAUUUUUUCUUGCGUAGUCUUAGUUUGGGUGUGGCCAUAGGGGUAUGGCUAAGGGGACUGUUGCGCUGAACUCAAGCACUUCUAAAUUUACUACUACAUCAUUGUGUGUUUUCAUUGCUGGUAUUUUAAGUUGUAAUCCACCUUGAAAUGGUAUAUAAAUGCAGUAGACAAUUUCACAUGCAACAAGGCCUACUUAUCUGUAAUAUCAGCAGGUGCCUGUUUCCACCAGCAUAUUCUUGAUAGCAGCCAUGGGGGGGGGACUGCUGCUCCUGUUAUAGAAGUUAUGAUCAUGAUCAACUGAUUGACAUAUGAGGUGGUUAGAUGUUAUUGAACUACAACCCCCACCAGCCCUCAGCCAGCAUGGCUAAUGGUCAGCAGUGAUGGGAGUUGUAUUUCUAGCACCUUUGGAGGACCAGUUUACCCCCUCCCAACAUACAUACAUUAACUUUUUUUAUGUCAUGAUAUGUUUCUCUAUGUAAGUGUUGAUAUAUGUAUGGCUCAGAAAGGCUUGGUGUGUACACAGAACAAAGUGUUGUAGGAACAAACUCCUAGAGUACACCAUGAAGGUGUAACCCCACCCAUCUUAACAGAUGGUAAAGCAUUACUUUUGUUUACCUCUUCCUGUCUUUGUGUAACCACAGCAAUCUAUUUUGACCAUUAGCCAAUGUAAAUUUUUAGCAGCUACAUGAGGGAAAUCAACAUGGAUGCUUCCAGAUAAGCUUGUUUGGUGGAGGCUGGUCCAUUAGGACAGGUGGGACAUUGCCCACUUUAAUAAUUAGGUUUGUACAAUUACUGGUGCUCAUGUUAAGGGCCGGCUCACACGUGAGGCAGACUGAAGCAACUGCUUCAGGUGACAGGAUCUCACGGGAUGACACUCCUAUGGGCUGCCGCCAGGGUUGCGUGGUGGCAGUUUCUGGUGAGAACUUGCAGAAUCUCAUGAGAGUUCUAUGAGAUAUUAUCAGAGGCUGCUGCUACAGUGUAAGUGAGGCUUCGGUGGAGUGGGGACAACUUCUCAUUUCAUUUCAGGCAGUGAAAUGGGAUGGGCUACCCCUGCUCAUUUUAUUUAUUUAAAAACAAAUUUCCAAGUUUCCCAAAUUAAUGCUUUCUUUCCUUUUAACUCUUACCUUGAGUUCUUCACAUGAUUUAGGGUUGGCAUUAGGGGAGAGCAGCGCUCUUUUGUGUUUAAUAGCUGUGGGGCAGGCAUAAAUAAUUAUGCAAAAAGAAGUGCAUUUGGAUGAACUUGAACUGAACAUAGGUCCAUUAUUUUUAAUAGGUUUACCCUGAGUAAAGUUUAGUUGAAUCUCACCCUAGACUUAGAGUAAAGACGACACCCUUUUAUGCAUGUAGUUGUGGUGUGAACACCUCUUUAUCGAGAAACAGAUUGGUUCUAGUCAAUUCCCCUUUAAUGUCUUACAACUGUACUUAUAAUACAACCAGUAGUUUAUUUUCAUUUGCAUAUGUGGCUAUACGUACAGAAUUAGAGCAGAAUAGUAUAAACCACUUCUACCAUUCCUCAGGGAUUUCUUUCACUACAGCUCGUUAACGUUCACUUUUUACCAGUGGGGUAAGCAGCCAUUCAUUGCUAGUAAUUUUCCAGCUUUGGCACUAUAGUUAAUUGUUAAACUAUUAAAUUGUAGAUUGUGAUUUAUAAUGUCCAUAAUGGCAACAAUCUCUAAGCAUUCACUCUGUUCUGUCACUGGAAACAUACCCUAAUCUCUUGCAGCAUAAAAUACAGUACAAUGACUUGUAAUGACACACAUAUCUUAUUACCUGCUGGUAAUAAGCUAUCAACAAGGAUGACAGUUUAAUUAUAUAGUACAUCUCCUGCUGGCAAAUGACUAGCUCCCAAAUAUUUCUGCUGCUCUUCACCAUUUUUUUAAAGAAAACGUGACUCAAAACUCUGGGUGCCUUAAAUUGAAUUUUUACUUAAUAUGUUGAUGAUGGGUAACACUAGUUUCAAACCACUUCACUGGUGUUUUUAGUUAUUCAAAAUAUUUAUAUACUGCAUUUUAUUAAAACAUCUCAAGGCAGUUUACACACACACACACACACACACACACACACACAACACACAGUCUAGCAAUGUUAAUAGCCAGUACAGAAUUUAAUUUAAAAUGUUAUGACAACUGGUUAGCAUGGUCUUAGUUGUAUAAGCACCAGUAGGUGGUGUUGUGUUAGGGAGGUUAGAGGUGGAAGUUAGAAUUCUUUUACCUCUCCCAACAUAGUUUCUCGGCUGUUAUUCCUAUGUGGUGUCAGAGUAGAGAUGAUCCAUAGUGUUCUGACAGUCUCACAAAACAGAAAGUAGGGCACAGGUUUCCAUUCAAGGCAUUCUAGGAAUUCCCAGUUCCUGCAGUCAGUAUUUAUUAUUGUUGUUACAUUAACAGACAGAGGAGAGCCCUGGAAUUGAGAGAGCCUGCAGGAAGAAAGCACAACUUCUGCAGAAAAGAAGAGUUGUGUGA